AUGCCGAGUGGUUGCGCACGUCGGUUCCUCGCCACGAAGCAGAAGGAGGCCACGAAGCCCAACAACAAAGCAGGAUUCAAGAAGCCAGGCAACAAGCAGCACCACAACACUUCGAGCGGCUCUCGCACUGGCGCUAAGGCUGGAAAAGGCAAGCGACCGGGCAGUGAGCCAGCACCCGCUGCAUCGGGCGCUCCAGACCCGCAGCUGGAGAAGGAGAUCAAGGCCAUCCGCGCCGAGACCAACCAAUCGGAGAGGCGAACGAAGCUCUACUGGCUCGUGGACAAGCUCGACAAAAGAGGGAGAGCCCACUCAUACAACAUCAAAUCGAUCGACAUGCGUUUCUUCACGUGGCUCAUCGGCACACUGGGAGAUCAAGGCAUGCUCAAGCAGGCACUACUCGUACUCGAUAAGAUCAAGGCCGCCAAAGUGAAACCGGACGCCAUAAUCUACAACUCGCUCAUCAAUUCCUGCGCCAAAAUGAAUAGGAUGAAGCAAGCGCUUCACAUUUACGAAGACAUGCGAGCCCAGGGCAUUCCAACCGAUCAACGCACGCUCUCCGCCGUAAUGAACGUUUUCUCGAGGAUGGGCGACAUCGAUCGCGUAAAGACGCUCAAGGCGGAGAUGGAGGCGAGCGGUCAGAAGCUUGACUCGUUCAACUACGGCUGCGUGAUGAAGGCCUAUGGACAGAACGGGCGAGUCGAAGACCUGCUGGCGCUCUGGGACGAGAUUAAGGACAAGGAGAAGGCCGGACAGCUCGAUGUGGACUCCUACCUGUACACCAUCACCAUCGGGAGCCUAGGCCGUAACGGCCAGAUCAAGGAUAUGCUCAACCUGUGGCACGAGAUGAAGGCUCGCUCACGCUCAGUGGAAGGGCGGAGGCUGCGACCCGAUGUUGUCUCGUAUACGACGCUGAUCGACAGCCUGGGCCACAACGGCGAUAUCGAGCGAAUGAUUAGCACCCUUGCAGAGAUGAAGCAUGAGGCGGCCCUGGAGGAACAACGGCUCAAGGAGGAGAAGGAGCAACGCGCGCUCAACAUGGAGAUCGAGCCCUUGAAGGAGAAGAUGCCCAAGUUCGAGCUUUGGCCCAAUGAACAGACCUACACCUGCAUCUUCAACCACUUGGGGAAGGCGGGUGAGGUGAGGAGGAUCGCCAAGAUCUACGACGAGCUCAGACGGGGCGCCUCCUUCCAGUUCAACGUGCAGGUCUACACCGCGCUCAUCAACGGGUUUGGCAGGGCUGGCGACCUCGCGCGGAUGCAGAAGGUCUAUGAUAGGAUGAGGCAGGAGGAGAUCCGACCUACCGCGCAAACCUACACAGCGCUCAUCGAGGCCUUCACAAAGCAUGGCUCGCCGUAUGGCGUGGUGGACAUGUGGAAGCAGGUCAAGCACCAGACCUUCCUGCCGGACUCGCGCCUCUUUCACGCGCUCGUGAAGGGCCUCCCCGCGGACCGGCUGCACGACCUGCUGGACGUGUUCUGGUUCAUGAAAACGCAGCAACACCGGGUGACGCCCUUCAUCUACGCGCGGAUCAUCGACUCCAUCAAAGGCGCCAAACGUGACGACGAGAUGGAAAGGGUGGUGGCGGAGCUGGAGAAGGAGGGCGUGGUGGAGUCGGUGGACCGCGCCACCUGCCAGGCCAUCGCCGACCUGUGGGAACGAAGAGGCAACAACGCGGCCAAACGAGCCCUGUGGAUCGAGAGGGCCAAGCACGCCCGCGAGUUCGUCCCCAGCAGCGGCGGCAGCGACCACGCGGUGGGGGACCACGCUGGCGAACAACACUGA
Acanthamoeba castellanii str. Neff is the source of this 1782-nucleotide messenger RNA. RefSeq names its product pentatricopeptide repeat domain/PPR repeatcontaining protein. The transcript is spliced from 10 exons. Gene Ontology annotation, molecular function: protein binding. Bases 1 to 1782 code for a protein of 593 amino acids. Lineage: Eukaryota; Discosea; Longamoebia; Acanthamoebidae. The record is from RefSeq and is a predicted model, not a curated record.